This is a messenger RNA of Odobenus rosmarus divergens (Pacific walrus), 1082 nucleotides long. RefSeq names its product vesicle-associated membrane protein 1 (synaptobrevin 1) (gene VAMP1). Gene Ontology annotation, molecular function: syntaxin binding; SNAP receptor activity. The record is from RefSeq and is a predicted model, not a curated record. The coding region runs from base 139 to 489 and encodes 116 amino acids. Gene Ontology annotation, cellular component: SNARE complex; plasma membrane. The transcript is spliced from 5 exons. Lineage: Eukaryota; Metazoa; Chordata; Mammalia; Carnivora; Odobenidae. Gene Ontology annotation, biological process: vesicle fusion; vesicle-mediated transport; SNARE complex assembly.
UCCACCGCAGCUAGAGCUCCGAGUGGUCAGGUGGAGGCGGAGCUUGGCAGCUUCGUAGACUUCAGCCGCAGCGUUUCCCCGGCCAGGUAUCUGGCCGCAGUCUCAGGAGACAAGACGGAUCCCUCAACCGUCACAGAAAUGUCUGCUCCAGCUCAGCCACCCACUGAAGGGGCAGAAGGGACUGCCCCAGGAGGGGGUCCCCCAGGCCCUCCUCCUAAUACGACCAGUAACAGACGACUACAACAAACCCAGGCACAAGUGGAGGAAGUGGUGGACAUCAUGCGUGUGAAUGUGGACAAGGUCCUGAAGAGGGAUGAGAUACUGUCACAGCUGGAUGACCGAGCUGAUGCCUUGCAGGUGGGAGCAUCACAAUUUGAGAGCAGCGCUGCCAAGCUAAAGAGGAAGUAUUGGUGGAAAAACUGCAAGAUGAUGAUCAUGCUGGGAGCCAUCUGUGCCAUCAUCGUGGUAGUUAUUGUAAGGCAGGACUGAAGAGCUGGAAGAAAGCAGUCAGUGUACCCUCCCAACGGCCCCCCUCGAAGGUCUCCACUCUCCUUUGGGCUCCUCCUUGCCUAAUGCAGGGGGUCACCGCUGGAGAAGAACCACCACUGUCCUCGAUGUGUCCCGAGCCUGGAGCAAAUUCGCACUCUUGGCCCACCCAGCCCUGUCACAGGAAUUCUUUCCUGGGUUUCGGUCCCUCUGAGGCUCACCAGAUAGAGUUGGCUUUGUUCUUUUGGGGAUGUUUGGCCUUCUACUUUCUUUCUCACCCCACCCUGUACCCUCUUCUGUGUCUUUGCUGUCCCUCUUCCCUCCCACCACCCAUGUGCAUGAGCAAAUAUGCAACCAAACCCUGGGACUUUGCAGUCAAAUGAAGCCGAGCUUCCCACAUCCCCUUCUUCCUUGGUUUGCCAUGAGGCGAUGUGGGGUUUCCACUGUGUGUCAUCACCUCUGUCUUUUUUUCCUCCCCCCAACCUCGUACUUGUAUAGAAUAAUAACCGUUGUACUUCCACCAAAGGCAUGUGGCAUAUUUACCAACUUCAUAUAUCCUGAACAAAGGCAAAAAAAUAUAAAUUCCUACCACUAAA